CUGAUUGUCCAUCAAAUCGAUGGCCAGCGGCGAAGAAGUCGUAACAAAAGUAAGGCGAAGGGCAGGUCUAAGAGCGAUCUCUGUCACCAGAAAGAGGCCGAAAAAUGUAUGAAUAAAAUGGUAGAGUUGGGCAAAGGGAAGGACCCGACGGCUAUCAUCGCAUCGGAGGCCGGACUCAACCGUAUUUGCAAAACUAUAAAAGACGAUACAUUGAAAUGUCUGAAGGGAUACUUCAAGAAGUGUGGGACACCUCUUCAUCGGGAGAUAAGUGACCUAAUCAUCGAUCAAAUAGAUUUCAGAAUCAAGCGAUUCUGUGACGACAAAGAGAGAAAGUCAACUUUCCUGACACAAUCGCCUUGUUUUCACGCAAAGGUCUUCAGCACAUCUGAACACAAAUCUCAAUGUAAUAAUAAAUUUCUGUCGCGAGUGAACCAAAUCGAGACCUCCAAAGUAAACGUGGAUGAGAUUCACUCGACUCUGUGCUGCGGUUACAACAUAUGGGACAACUGCACCACAUCUAUGGUGACCGACCGGUGCGGCGCGAAGGGUCAGCAGGUGUUCAAGUCGUUCCUGAACGACAACUUCGGUCUCAUCACGAAUAUGAUGUGUCCGUUGGAUCUCUUCCAGACUGACUCCACGGUCUGCACGAAAGUCAAGGCUAAGACCGCCAAAGGGAAGGCCAAACUCGGAGACAACGCUAUCUCGAAAUACAUCUUAAGUCUCUUCUCCUUCCUAUUCGUGUCCGAAGAAUAG
Molecule: messenger RNA, 753 nt
Organism: Medioppia subpectinata
Lineage: Eukaryota; Metazoa; Arthropoda; Arachnida; Sarcoptiformes; Oppiidae
Source: the annotation of a GenBank genome assembly